This is a messenger RNA of Penicillium bovifimosum, 1476 nucleotides long. Its product is annotated as NAD-dependent succinate-semialdehyde dehydrogenase. Gene Ontology annotation, molecular function: succinate-semialdehyde dehydrogenase (NAD+) activity. NCBI's taxonomy places the organism in Eukaryota, Fungi, Ascomycota, Eurotiomycetes, Eurotiales, Aspergillaceae. The transcript has 3 exons. The record is from RefSeq and is a predicted model, not a curated record. Bases 1 to 1476 code for a protein of 491 amino acids.
AUGACUGAAUUCCCAAUCUCUUUGAACGAUCCCACACUGUUAGACUCUCGGGGGCUGAUAAACGGUGAAUGGCGGGAUGCUAUCGACCUGAAGACGUUUCCUGUCUAUGAGCCAGCUACAGCCAGUGUGCUUUACCCAUGUGCGGACUUUGGACGUGAAGAAUUCGUCGAAGCAAUCAAUGCAGCACACGUUGGCUACAAGAGCUUUUAUAAAGAUACAACCGCCAAAGAGCGGGCACAGCUUCUUCGGCGAUGGAAUGAUCUUAUAAUUGAGAACUCGGAAGACUUGGCCAAAAUCUUAUCUCUGGAAAAUGGGAAGACUCUGGCCGAAGCCAAAGCAGAAGUAGCCUACGCGGCAUCCUUUGUCGCCUGGUUCGCCGAAGAAGCCGUUCGCAACUACGGCGAUGUGAUUCCUUCGUCUUAUGUGAAUACGACCGUUCUCACUUACAAGGAGCCUGUUGGGGUGUGUGGAAUUAUCACUCCGUGGAACUUCCCUGCCGCCAUGAUUACUCGCAAGAUUGCCCCGGCAUUUGCGGCUGGUUGUUCCGUGGUGAUCAAGCCUCCAAGCGAAACACCUUUUACUGCUAUUGCACUCGCCAAACUGGCAUUAAAGGCCGGUAUUCCCUCCUCGGUCAUUCAUGUGAUCCCCACCAAGGACCGCAAGGCUUCGCUGGAGCUAGCUAUCAAUCCGCUUGUGCGCAAGAUCAGCUUCACCGGGUCAACAGCCGUUGGCAAAAUGCUGACCAAACUGGCAUCUGGCACGAUGAAGAAAGUGAGCAUGGAGCUUGGAGGAAACGCUCCUUUCGUCGUCUUCGAGGAUGCCGACCUGGACCAGGCAGUGGAUGCAGCGCUGAUCUGCAAAUUCCGUGCAUCGGAUCAAACUUGUGUUUGUGCGAAUCGGCUUUACGUGCAUAAACAAGUCCUCGCGCCUUUUGUCGAGAAGCUUACUACCAAGGUGCGCACCCUCAAGCUCGGCCGUGGUAUCGACGACGGAACGACUCAAGGUCCGUUAGUCAACGCUGCAGCCGUAGAAAAGGUCAAAGCACACGUUGCGGAUGCACUAUCCAAAGGCGGCCAGUUGCAGACAGGCGGGAAGGCACCUAGCCACCUGUCUGGUUUCUUCUUCGAGCCAACAAUCAUAACUGGCGUGACACAUGACAUGGCCGUCGCAACUGACGAGACCUUUGGGCCUCUGGCAGCCAUUUUUGCAUUCGAGAAGGAAGAGGAUGUGAUGAUACAGGCCAACGCUAGCGAAUAUGGGCUGGCUGGAUACUUCUUCAGUCAGAACGUGAGUCGAAUCUUCCGCGUCGCGCGUCAGCUGGAAUGUGGCAUGAUUGGCGUCAAUACCGGUCUGAUCAGCGCAGCGGAAAGUCCUUUUGGUGGCGUCAAGGAAAGCGGCGUGGGCCGAGAAGGCAGCCGUUACGGCCUCAGCGAAUAUCGGAACAUCAAGUCGGUUACUAUUGGAAAUUUGGGUUGA